AUGGCAGUGGCGUACUCCAGGUCAAACCUCGCCCACCAGCGCACCCGCGGCCACCACACAUGGCAGUGGCUGUGCGCCGAAUGCGGCAAAGCGUUCAGCCAGGGCCGCUAUCUAGACCGCCACCGAGCUGAUGCCUGCUGGAAGUACAACGCACCCGCGGCCACCACACAAUGGCAGUGGCGGUGCGCAGAAUGCGGCAAGGCGUUCAGCCAGGGCCGCUAUCUCGACCGCCACCGAGCUGAUGCCUGCUGGAAGUACAAGUCAAACCUCGCCCACCAGCGCACCCGCGGCCACCACACAUGGCAGUGGCGGUGCGCAGAAUGCGGCAAGGCGUUCAGCCAGGGCCGCUAUCUCGACCGCCACCGAGCUGAUGCCUGCUGGAAGUACAAGUCAAACCUCGCCCACCAGCGCACCCGCGGCCACCACACAUGGCAGUGGCGGUGCGCAGAAUGCGGCAAGGCGUUCAGCCAGGGCCGCUAUCUCGACCGCCACCGAGCUGAUGCCUGCUGGAAGUACAAGAUGCACCAAAAGAACUCAACCAAGAACGCUGAACCACCCGUUCCAAUGUAUGGAAGCGUAUUUCGACACGGGACUCUUGAACCCAAACCGGUACAGGCUAACCAAGACAUUCAGUCCAGCCAAGACAUUGAGUCACAGUUUAAUAUGGACAGUCAACAGUCCAUGGAAAUCGUUAAGUCUAAAGAUCUUGGACAAACUGAACUUUACAAGGCAUUAAGUAAUUUUGAAGUCAACGGUGUGUUGAAGGUGAAAAACUUUGGUCAAAAUAUUGAUUUUUUUAAAUGUAAAUCGAAGGUCAGUCUUUCAAAAGCCCAAGCUAAACUGAAUUUUGAGGAGUCUAGUCUGAAAUUGGAGUUGUGUAAGCCGAAGUUGGGUUUGAAGAGUCAGGGGCAGAAAUUAGCAUGUUCUAGCAUAGGGAUUAAAGAAGAAUGUGAUGAGCCUAUAGAUUUAUGUAUAAGGCGUAAUGUAAAUUAA
Molecule: messenger RNA, 993 nt
Organism: Cydia amplana
Lineage: Eukaryota; Metazoa; Arthropoda; Insecta; Lepidoptera; Tortricidae
Product: zinc finger protein 69-like
Exons: 6
Coding region: 1-993 (330 amino acids)
Source: RefSeq, a predicted model, not a curated record